GUACCUAUAUGGCAUUUUUCCAUAGAUUUAAAAGUCGGUACAAGAUGCAUUUUUCGUCUCACACUGUACGCGCCAUAGAUUUACGAUUCGAUACAAGUACGCGCUAGUAGCGACACCUUGGAAUCUUCCCUUCACGACGUAAAAGUUGUAAUAUCAUUAAUCUGUAGAUACGUCUUCUCAGCUUUUAUGAGAUAUGUCAUAAUCCUUUUGGAAUAACUUAUUUACAAAAUUAAACUAUGUAAAGCGUAUAAAAAUAACGAUCCAAUAUGACUUGUUAAAAGUUGUUAACGGCAAAAUGGACCGCAAUCAACGCAGAUACGGUCGUUUCAAUCGUAAAAUAGACGACAAAAAUGAUAUUACACCCAAACACGAUAUUGAAGAAGUCUUGUCUCCGAAAAGGAGAUAUCGCUCCGGAUUCGAUAAAUCUGUGGCCAAUAGGUCUUGUUAUGUUAAACCGAGUUUCAAAGACGAGGAACAGUCGGUGGACAAUCAUAGCUUAGAUAUCCACUUCAAAGAUCUAAUCAAGCAGCAGUAUGACUUCGACCCCCUGUUCCCUGAUUCUGUGAAGACUAUAAAAGCGCUGAGGAAGGUUCUGUGCAGUUCACAGAGCACCAACACGGGGCCGCGCUCAUUUGUGGAGACGUCCGACGGCUCCCGGUGGCAGAACGUCGACAACAUCGAUGAACUAGAGAAGCUUUUUAUUGCAACUGAGUCCAUCCCCAAAGCAGUAGACAGCAAAAACAUUUACAUAUCAGAAGUUCCUCGCAUAAAGGUGAUUGCUGAGAAAUACUCGAAAUUUUCGCGAAACAACGUCGAGUUAAGAAAGUUGGAAGAGAAAAUUGUCUGCAUAGAAUACGACAUAUUUGAAAACGUUCAGCUCACCGACAAGAUACCUGACAACAGAGACUCUAUGAAGCUAGUGCAGAAGAUGCGGGCUUAUUUCUCUGUGAAACCCAUAAGUAAAGCUGUAAAUGAAGUGAAUACGGUUACAAUUUUGCCGUCAACAAUAAAACGCAAGUAUCAUAUCAACGAAGACGAUUUGGACAAACUGAACGAGAAGGAAAUCGAAAUAAUAGACGAGAAAAUAGCGGAACACAAACCAUACUUGGAUGAGCUCAAGAGAGUUUUGAAAAAGAAGCAGGCCAUUUAUGCAAAGAAGAAAAAAAGUUCUUUGGACUUGAAGUCUCUGUAUGAAAUGGCGAAAAGGGAAAGUCCCGGUUUGGAUGAAGAUUAUUCCAACACGAAUCUUCUUUCAACAGCAGAGUUGGAUGAAAUAAAAGCUUUGAUCACGAAGAACUGCGCGUCAAGUAUACAUGGAAUUCACAGACACACAGUGAAAACUGGUGAAUUGGAGUCAAAGGGAAGCGAAAGACCUAUGAAUAUUAUUUCAAAGAGUAUUUUUGCGGAGCUCAUGAGAAAUGAUGCGCGAGCUUAAUGUACGAUAAACGUUUGUAUGAAGAUACUUUUCGAUUGUACACAUCUAACGAGGUACAGCACAGAACAAAAUGGAAGUUUUGUAAACGAUCACACAUUUUAAAAAGUUCUUAUCUACCCUCAUCAUAAAUCUCAAUUAUGAAAUAAAAAAAUAUAAUGGUACACAUGUAUAUUAUUCUUAUAAAUACAGUAAUUUAAAAAAAUAUAUUGUUUACAAGAACUAUUUUAUAAUAGUAGGUGGAAUAUGUAGCAGUUAUUUAAUAGGGGUUAGUAAAAUAUGAUUGAAUUUUAUAAAACAAACGAAGUAGCCGAAAGCCGAAGUGAACGAAAAUCUCCUGGCCAAGCUAUUGUUAACCGUCAUUAAAUAUCAUUAAUGAUUAUAACUGUUUCAUAAUCUACCUACUAUUAAAAAUAGUUUAUACAAAACACUUUUCAUCCAUUAAACAGAUGGGUGAAGAUCGUUUCUAAUUCGGAUCUUCCACUAUAAGCUCCAAACCCAAUCAUAUUAGAGGCCUGGCUUAAAUGCCGAUGUUAAUUAUUAAAUGUUUUGUCCUGUAUGUUGCUCGCGAUAUACACCUGCCCUAACCAUGUCAAUACAAU
Molecule: messenger RNA, 2034 nt
Organism: Bicyclus anynana (squinting bush brown)
Lineage: Eukaryota; Metazoa; Arthropoda; Insecta; Lepidoptera; Nymphalidae
Exons: 4
Coding region: 296-1435 (379 amino acids)
Source: RefSeq, a predicted model, not a curated record